This is a messenger RNA of Trypanosoma conorhini, 1359 nucleotides long. RefSeq names its product putative GTP-binding protein. The record is from RefSeq and is a predicted model, not a curated record. Lineage: Eukaryota; Euglenozoa; Kinetoplastea; Trypanosomatida; Trypanosomatidae. Gene Ontology annotation, cellular component: mitochondrion. Gene Ontology annotation, molecular function: GTP binding; GTPase activity. The transcript has a single exon. Bases 1 to 1359 code for a protein of 452 amino acids.
AUGCGGCAUGGUGUCUGCUGCCGCAAUGUCUUUGAUCCCGCUUUUAUGCGCCGAGUGAAGCGGACACUGGCGUCAUACAAGGAAGCCAUGGACCACUCCGCAAGGAAGGGCGUGUCUCGCGAGGCAUUUGUUGACAUUGGCGAGAAGGGCCCGGCGUGGUACCUGGGGCACAUGCAACUUGCCUCGCAGUCCUUGACCGAGAAGGUGAAGGACGCGGAUUUCGUGCUGGAAAUACGGGAUGCACGACUGCCGUUUUCGACGGAAAACCCCAACCUGCGGAAGAUCAUCUCCGGCCGGCCGAGGCUCAUUGUCUUCAACAAGGCAGAGAUGUCUAAUGAAGAUUGCAACCGCACCAUACAACAGUACUACGAGAAGACGGGCAGCUUUGCUCUCUUCACGAGCGCUAAGAGAAGUUGGCGGGACACGGUUGAGGCCGUGCAGCGAUUUGUGACACACAUUUUACCCGCGCAACAAUUUAAGACGACCGCGCAUGUUGGACUUGUGGUUGGGAUGCCCAACGUCGGCAAGUCAACCCUCAUCAACUCCUUACGAUUGGCACAUGAAUAUCAGUUCCAUCGCGAGGAUUUUAGGCGUCCCCGUACGCCGGAAGCUGUGAGUAUUUCUCCCGGCACGACGAAAGGUGUGAAGCUCGUUCCGGUGUGUCGUGAUCCUAAUAUUGUCCUCUACGACUCCCCUGGUCUUACUCUUCCGGGGUGUUUUUCAAAGGAGUCGGGGUUAAAGUUGGCUGCGUGUGGGAUUAUACCCACGAAUGACAUCACACUUCCUCGUAGUGUUGUGGCCCGCUACAUUUACGACGUCCUAACAGCCGCAGGUAUUGCGGAGCACAUGGCAGAGUGUUUGCACCUCCCACGCGCCCCAAUCAGCUUUGACGACUGCAUUGCAAUGAUCUGUGAGCGCAGCGGCACCAGUGGGCAAACUGAUUUGGGCAAUAUAGACCCUGUACGGGCGCAGAUGUUUUUGAUACACGAUUUCCAGAUGGGAAAUAUGGGGCGUAUUACGUUGGACCGCCUGCCCAAUAAAGUGCGGCGACAGGUAGCGAUGCACGAGCACUGCCAACUGGGUGACGGCAGGGACGCGAAAACGCAAAGUAGUGCCGAAAAUAAUGAGUUUAUCUGGACCCACCACGUGAAGGCCUCAGACGUGGUGGCGCGCUACUCGGAAGACAUGCGCGAGGUCAUGGAGGAGCUGCAAGGGGGAGUGUCGACGCAGGACGUGGCCUUUCAUUCACGUCCACGGAGCGACAGCACCGUCAUCAGUCGCAGGAAAGGGCCCAUCAGUCGGGUAAGUGUGCAUGACGAGAGUUUUCGACGAAACACCCGCAUUGCUCCAGGGCGCUAA